Molecule: messenger RNA, 3440 nt
Organism: Musa acuminata subsp. malaccensis (wild Malaysian banana)
Lineage: Eukaryota; Viridiplantae; Streptophyta; Magnoliopsida; Zingiberales; Musaceae
Source: RefSeq, a predicted model, not a curated record
CUCAAAACUUGGAAGAGCAUGAACUGCUGUCAUAACCAGCCAUGGAACAUCAUCUGCAGUCUUUUCAGGACUACUUUUUUAUACUAAUCUGGACACCUCAACUCUUGACACUUACUAAGCACCUCCCGCAGUUAUCAACGAAAGAUGAGGAGGAUGCUUGCCCCAUUUGCCUUGAAGAUUAUGAUGCAGAGAAUCCACACGUUAUGACAAAGUGUGAACACCAUUUCCAUUGUGUUGCAUUCUUGAAUGGAUGGAGAGAUGAGACACCUGUGCCAUCUGUGACCAGAUAAUGAUGAUCAACACCAGGUAUAACAUGGUGUCUCCUGAAAAGAGUUUUUAGUGGGCAACCCUUUCGAAUGGAGACUCAUCCAAAUGAAAACUUCUUACUCUUUUGUGCAGGACUGUGCCAGAAAAACAAAUGUGGCUAGAAGCAAUUUGAUGUUUUGGUUGAGAGUUUAGAUGUCUGGGUCAAUUUCUUCUGAAUUCCUGUUGUGGAACAGUAGGAAACAAAAAGGGGAGUAUCUGGGUUAGGAUCCUCUCGCAUGCUUGACUCAAUACAUCUGAAGAUCUUGCAGUCACGACAAUGAGCAUAAGGAACUAGUGGUUCAGCACGGACGCACACACACGACUGGAGUCGAGCGUUUGUACGCUUGCCAAGCCGAUACUCUUAUUAUAACUGAUCUGGGCGAAUGCUUUCCUUUGUGUUCGGAAGAGCCUAAAAUGCAUAGGUUUUCUAUUUCCUUGAUAUUGGGAUGUGAAUGUAACACUCUUACCACCCAGUUUUUGUUCUCCAGGCAAGUUAGAGAUCGUCCGUUUGGAGUAUGAAGCGUGAAAGUCCUGUGAAUUGAGUGUCGUCAAAGUUCAAAUUCCACAACAGUCGUGAAUCCUACAAUCCAGAUUGCUAGUGAUGUCAGGCAAAAUUUGGUCCAGGAGCAUCCAUCCCUUGCAAGUCACCAUAGCAGCGGCUUCCUCGUCCUUCUGCAAUGCUUUUGAUUUACGUUUCACAGGGGGUGGCUGCGAUCGCAUGCGCUUGAAGUAGCGAAUAAAGGACCGUGCGAGAAGCUAAGGAGAAGACUGUCACACUUUGUAACGCUGGUAUGGUCUUCUCAUCUUGGGUGCAUGCAUUAGUCAUAAUCAACUAUUUAAAUAUAUCAUGAGGUGGCCCGAACUGGGAGAUCAAAAGUCUUCGUCAUGCACUUUUCAAUGAAAUUAAUGCUUUAAUACGAUGCAAUGGAUCAAAUCGAACUUGCAUAUAUGCAAAUAAUAGAUAGGAAACUAUAUUUUUCUACUUGUGGCCUGUGGUGUUUUGGGCGUAAAGAAGUUUCCUUGUUCGAGAACGAUGGUUCUCUAACCAAUCAUCGGUGCCGCAUUAACUCCCAUCCCAAUCAUGUGGGUGUGGAUCCAUUAGGCUUUGCCCUGAUCCCAAACAUACAACACAUACCGAUACAAAAUUAAGCCGGUGGUAUUGCCAUGUCUAUCCUUGCAAAACUUGUCAUUUAUUCGAUCAUUAUAACGAGGUUUUUUGAGAAGCAGUAGGUCAAAAUGUCCCAAGGUAAUUCGAGAAGUCAAAUAUUAAUACAAGACUCAUCGAGUCUUUUCGACAUCGGGCGUUGUUCUAUUUUCAAUAGAAACUUCCGAUGAAGGGAAUUGCGAGUGCGUACCCACUCUCGCAAGCUGGGACCAAAGACCUUUGUCGUAGGAUCCCAUCCAAUUAUUGCCCCGAAAUAACACGAUUGGAGUGAUCGGAUGACCGGGUUGACGGGGUGUGACGCGGGAUCUGGGCAUGAGGAGUGUUAUUUAAAAUAGUCGUUGGAUGGGAUACUCGGCAUAGACUUUUACUACUUACUCCACCGGGUCCCACGGUUGAUGAAGUCCCGCUUAAAGCACGCCGGACGGGCGCACGGUAAGGCGACGUCCUGGAGAAUUUUGUUUCGCGGUUGCCACGCCGGCGUUCGCCGCCUCCGAUGAAUCUAAGAUCCGAAUCGCAGCCCGGAGGGCGGAAAUCUAGGUCCUCCUUCGUCGCGACCCCGGACCGAUGGGAGAACUCGCGGAGCUCUGCCGCCUCCUUCGCGUCCUCGGCCGCCAUGGGCGGCAGAAAGUCGCCGGUUCGCAAGCGGAACGCGUUCAAGGCCUUCCUCAGGGCGUUCGUCUCGUUCUUCUCCUCAUCCUCCUUCAAGCCUGAGAUCACGUCGCCGAGACCGAGGACGACUCGAACCCUCGAGUCUCCUUACGCAACGCCUAGUCGUCUUUCGCAUUCUAGCUUGAGGGAAUCAAGAAAAGGGACAAUCCAUGGCAGAGAUUCACCAUGGCAGAGAGAAACUGGGAGUACACAGUUCACCAUGGAGGAGAUCUUGAAAGCAACGAAGAACUUCUCCCCAUCGUUAAAGAUUGGGCAAGGUGGGUUUGGUACAGUCUAUAAAGCGACACUUGACGAUGGCACACCCAUUGCAGUUAAACGCGCCAAGAAGAGCACGUAUGAGAAUCAUCUGAGUGUCGAGUUCCAGAGUGAGAUCAACAUAUUGGGACAAAUUGAGCACUUGAAUUUGGUUAGAUUCUUUGGUUAUUUGGAGGAUAAUGACGAGAGGGUCGUUGUUACUGAAUAUGUGCCUAAUGGAACCCUAAGAGAGCAUCUUGAUGGAUUUCGUGGAAACUUUCUUGAGCUUUCAGCACGACUUGAUAUUGCAGUUGAUGUAGCUCAUGCUGUCACAUACCUUCAUAUGUACGCAGACCAUCCAAUUAUCCACAGAGACAUCAAAUCAUCUAAUAUUCUUCUUACUGAAAACUUGCGGGCUAAGGUUGCUGAUUUUGGCUUUGCCCGGUUCGGUAUAAACGAGGCUGGAGUUACCCAUAUUUCCACCCAAGUAAAAGGGACUGCUGGUUAUUUGGACCCAGAGUAUCUUAGAACGUAUCAACUCACAGACAAAAGUGAUGUGUACUCAUUUGGUGUGUUGCUAGUAGAAUUAAUAUCUUCACGGCGCCCUAUAGAGCGUAAACGAGAACUCAAGGAAAGGAUAACAAUAAAAUGGGCGUUGAAGAACUUCCAACAAGGGAAAACAAUUCAAGUUUUGGACCAUAAUAUUCCACAUACUCCGGCAAAUAAUCUGGCUUUGGAGAAGAUUCUUGAGCUGGCUUUCCAGUGUUUAGCUCCUUCAAGGCAAAGUAGACCCAGCAUGCGGAGCUGUGCUGAAAUAUUAUGGAACAUUCGGAAGGACUACAGAGAGUUGUUGUCUUCAGAUCUCCUCUCUCAGACUUCGCAUCAAAGAAACCUUUCCAUUAGCGGAGAUGAAACUUAAAGUGAUAUUAAGAUACGUAUGCAGUAAAAAGUAGCUCAACUUGCAAACUCAGCGCUCUCUAGCAUCACUGGUUGUACAUACAAGACUUAUAGAGAACAUGUCGAAAAGAUGAUUUCAUUAAUAUUUUGAGAAGGAAUGAGUACCGUU